Suillus discolor is the source of this 1338-nucleotide messenger RNA. RefSeq lists its product as uncharacterized. NCBI's taxonomy places the organism in Eukaryota, Fungi, Basidiomycota, Agaricomycetes, Boletales, Suillaceae. The transcript is spliced from 5 exons. The record is from RefSeq and is a predicted model, not a curated record. The coding region runs from base 1 to 1338 and encodes 445 amino acids.
AUGUCUGCACAGACACAAAGUGUAUACCACACCGGCGUCCCCAAAGUGCUAGUCCUUCUGCAGCCUGAGCAAAUCAACGCUGUGGUCCGGAUCGAUCAACCAACUCACUACGUCCCAAAUCCGACAGUGGUGACCAGGUCUCCACAGAUGAUUUAUGGGACCCAUGGCCGGACAAUGACUUUGAAAGGUAGUCACACGUCCACAGACCCGCAGGCUGGUAUCAUGGGACAACUCAAUGCAUUGUGCCUUUGUGGUAGUCAGCUCAAGCAUAUCGACUGCGGCAUCACAUCAGUGUUGUAUUCAUUCAAAGGAGGUGUCUACUACAUUCACAAGGGCAUUCACCACCAUCCAAAACAAACUCAUAUCUUGCAUCUAUCUCGUGACAAGCGGACAAGAUUUGAACAAAUUGUCUUCAAAAAUCCUGCUGCGGGCCCUGCAGCAUUGAUUGCUGGUCAUAACAGCCUUACUGGUACCCGUGAUUCUGUUGCCGCGAUCUCCACAGUGCUUCUCAACCAGGACCGUGUCAAGGCCCAGCUGCAAGGACUCCAGGGCAAGUCCACUCGGAACUUUGUUGAUGACUUUGCAGAAUUCCAGAAGAACCAUCCAGGAUAUGUUUUGUAUUCUCAAUUCGAAGCAGUGACUGACUUUAUCGAGGACGAGGCUGUGAAUGGCAUUGUUUCAGACACAGCACAUGGGUUUUGGUCCUCAUCCAAGGAUCUUCUUAUAAUUAGUUUGACAUAUUCUGCUUUGCUCGCAUGCUGGGUACCCGGACUCAUGACCUAUGCAAAUGGAGAUGAAUGUGAGAAGCAUGGAUGUGAAGUCAAUGAUGAACUGUUUGGCAAUGUCGUUGACUUCACAUUCAUUAUGUUCUGGACCAAUCGUGAGGAUUCACACUCUCAGGCUGAACUUGAAGAUGCAGCAGGAGCACUCCUCAAAGGCUGUCAGCAGCAUUACUGGUCUCAGGUCACACAUGUCAAAAAAAUCAGUGGAGUUAUUGACCCUGCCAAAGUGGACAACUUUCAGAGUCAUGCCCUGGCCCUGCUGUUGGUCUUAGAUAUGGACACUUUCAAGCAAAAGGUUGCAUCCCUUUUACACGACUAUCCCAAGAUAAAGCCAUGGCUAGAGUGGUGGCUUCAUGACAGCCAUGCCCAGAUGCUGUUUCCUCCAUUUCAGAAGAUGAAAACGGGUCUAUUCCAGGCAAUGCCAAACUCUACUAAUGCAGAAGAAGUGAUGCAUGCAAAGCUAUAUGCCACAGUUGGCAAGCACUACAACUUGAUGGAGGGGCUGCUUUGCUUGCAGGUUUUUAUGGAAAGUUUUCAACUACGUGCAGCUGGCUGA